Chaetomium globosum CBS 148.51 is the source of this 123-nucleotide messenger RNA. RefSeq lists its product as uncharacterized. The transcript has 2 exons. Lineage: Eukaryota; Fungi; Ascomycota; Sordariomycetes; Sordariales; Chaetomiaceae. The coding region runs from base 1 to 123 and encodes 40 amino acids. The record is from RefSeq and is a predicted model, not a curated record.
AUGCACCACGAGUGGACAGCGAAGGGCGCCGAGCCCGAGAUGAAUAAAAACCGGUAUCCUGGCAAGUCCGGGCUCAUUCUGGAAGGCUGGCAAGAUUUUGCAACACCAACCUCCUGGCCUUGA